Messenger RNA from Asterias rubens (European starfish), 1505 nucleotides. RefSeq lists its product as uncharacterized. The record is from RefSeq and is a predicted model, not a curated record. The transcript has 8 exons. Bases 172 to 1308 code for a protein of 378 amino acids. NCBI's taxonomy places the organism in Eukaryota, Metazoa, Echinodermata, Asteroidea, Forcipulatida, Asteriidae.
CGAAAGUGCAAGGCCGCCGGCAGGGCUAGUCUCGACUUAUACUCUUUGCAAGCUAUUCCCCAAGGUUAUGUAUUUGUGUUUGUGCGAAAUCCAUGAAACUUGAAUCAGUUCUCGUAAGUAUACUGGCUGUGUCACACCAUAGCAAAGAAUACGCCGAAAAAAGGGUGGAAAAUGAGCGAAACAAACCAACCAGCUCUUAUGGUACCUGAGGUGGACAUGAUCUUGCCGAAAAAUGGUGACACAACAAACACCAACAAGCAAGGAGAGAAUCCUACUGAGAGAAAUUACCCGUCUAAGGUUACCUUCGCUAAAAUGAACCGUGUAGUAGAGCGUCGGGAGUACGGCUGUUGUGGCCGAGAGAAAUGCGGUGGCACUGCGUUGGUUGUCGUAGCGUUGGUAGUAGCAUCUCUUGCGCUGCUGUUCGGGUUUAUUGGAGUUGCCAAUAAAGGCAAUAUUUACGUUGAUGUUAAAAAUGAAAUGACAGUUCCACAAACAGUUCCAGCAGCGGCUGAAAUACCAGAAACCACCGAUCGAGUUUGGACUUUUGCUAUUGGAGAUUACAGUAAUAGACUCGAAUACGUUGAACCUGAGAGUGGCCAGGUCAAAGGCUACAACAUUGAUGUCGUUAACGCAGUUUGUAGGAUUGCUCAAAAGAGCUGCCGACUAGACUGGGAUGACUACAACCGAUGCUGGGAAUCUAUAGGAGAUGACAUCGAGAAACAGGGAGGCGGUAUUGGGCUUCUGGGAAGGUGGUAUGAUGCAUGCACAGGAUGGCCAGUUACAUAUCGCCGUGCGCGCACUUUCUCGUUCACCGAAGCGCACGCUAAGAAACACCUCGCCGUGUUCAUGGUGAAGUCUGGUACCCCAGAGGGCGCCUUCAACUGGCGUAACAUCACCGGGAAGACCAUCGGUCUUUUACGCUACUAUAUUGAAGAUGAAGAUUGCAUACAAAGCCUGACAGAAGUCGUGGGCCAUGAUCUGACGGAGGGAAGAGUUAUUAACUAUUUGACUCAGCAGGAUUUACUCUCAGCAGUCAACAAUGGCGAGGUGGAUGCUGUUUUCAUCAGUGAAUUCCUGGGCGUAAAAAAUAACCUUCAGCUAGCCUCAGAUCGCAUCGAUGGGUGCUCCUUGCAGGGAUACAGCAUGAUGAUGAGGAAGGAUAAUACGUUAGCGACAUGGUGGAAUCCCGCCCUCAACGCCCUGAUUGCAUCAACAGAGUAUCGGGAAAUAUGCAACGGACUGGAAGACGAGUCUAUUCAUGGCAGCAUACCAGGACCAUCAGCCAGGGCGGUUUGCAUCGGCUUUUGAGUGACCGCUGAGCUAGAGUAGACCAAACGAAUCGUCAAAACACAUACUUCAAUGCAGAAAAACGAAAUAUAUAUUCUAAUUAUGCCUAAUAGAUAUACACAGUUUGAUGCUUUUUCUGUGCUAAAAAUUAUAUUUUGGACUUAAAGGCAGUGGACACUAUUGGUAAUUGUCAAAGACUAGCCUUCACGGUUGGUGUA